GCCGUUUACUUCAGGCCGAUGAACCAAAGAUGGCGAAACCAUUCAGCAAGGGCGCGGUGAAAUCGCAAUGUGAUUUGAUCGUACGGUAUUUUCUGUAAGUUAUCAACGCUCGUAAACAUGGCAUGCAGCGUGUUGAAUCUUGGACAAUCUAAGACUUGAAACACAAGCGAUCCAACAUGAUAAAAUAAUACGUAAGUUUCUAAGCUUUGUAAGAGUGGCUCAAUCGAGGUCAUAUUCCACAAUAUCGAACCAUGGCCCUCGAAGAUUCUUAAUCCUCAUUGCGAGAAUAGCGGAUAGAUUUGAAUUUUUAUCUUAUCGCCACGAGUGAUUCGAAUGUAUUGACGGGUGGGAUGUGAUAAAAUGUAUCUAUAUUCUUUAUAUCACUUCUACACUAUAUCAGUUAGUCACUCGCGAUCGCUGCGAUACACGCACUGUAAGCGAUAUUAUAAUAUUAUUACGCAGUAUUAUAAUAUUCUAUUUUUGGCCAACGUAAUCUGAAUAAAAUCCGGAAUAUUGGAUCUCGCGCAAUUUCCCGCGACUGUUCACGCGCGUCGCUCCCGAUGUGCAAAACAUAAAAUCGAAUCGAACGUGAUUUUAUGGUGAAGUGAAUUCGUCUUAAUCCUACCGGUGCUUGUGAUUCGAGAGAGACACAUUUUGUAAUAAAAUUGUUGCUUACUUAAGAAGAUUAAAAUAUGUUAUUAUUCUCACAUCGUACAAUUGUGACACGUCUUUAGCGGAUAAUGCAUUAUCUAAUACACAGUCGGACUGUCGAUGAUCGAAUUAUUUAGGGGUUUUAAACGAAAGUCUUCCUGUGGUGCUCCUGCGAUUAAGUUGCGCGAACACUUUUGAGAAAUAACGAUGAAGCGACAACCGCCGCAAUCGAGUCAUGAAAAUGCCGCCGCAUCAAGCUCGUCGACGCAAGAAGCACAAGGAAUACAGAGAGAAAGCUCCGUCGCUCCUGGGAGAACAGCGGAUGCACAAAUCGUUUCGUUGAGAAGGCAGAUAAUGCGACAACACAAGCGGGCCUCGAGUGGAUCAAACGAAGAUGUAUUGCAGUGUCCAAUAUGCAAGGAAAGACUUAAAUCACCCAAAAUAACGCCGUGUCAGCACACAUUCUGCCUCCAAUGUUUGAAGAAUCAGGUUGCGACGUCGAAUAAGAGAGAUGGCAGUUUUACCUGUCCUGUUUGCGACGCGAGUUUCGACGGUCGCGCGCCUGAAAAUUUUCCCAAUAAUCUUUACAUCGAAUCGCUCUUGGACGUGAUGGCGACCAGUACCAGAAAGCAAGCAAGACCGCCGAAGAGUACAGUGAGCUUCGCCCCUUUACCACCGAAGAUAAUCCGAAACCGGGAGUCUUCGGCGACGUUGAAUUGUCGCAGAUGCAGCGAAAUCUGCGAAAAGAGAUGCAGACAUUGUAAACGCGGAUACUGCUAUGCCUGCUGGAAAAAGCAUGUCAACGAAGACUUGAGAGAGGAACUGGGUAAUAUAAACGGCGAUCUCGAGACAUCGGCGACGCGAUUCGAAGAGAGAAUUAUCUACUUUCGGAACAAAGCGAACGAGAUGAAAGAUUUCAUCAGCAGGGACAUCGAAGUUAAGGUAGCUGAUCUUAACAAGAGGAAAGAGAAUCGAAUUAAGAAGGUAGAACACAUAGUUACCAGGGGUGAGAUGUCGGUGGAGGAUAUUAAACAAAGAAUGGAGAAAGCUCAGGCGGCGGUAAAGGCGGAACGAAAUGAGGUCUCUCACGAUUUGCGCAGUAAUGAGAAAAAGGUGAAAGUGUUCUUGGACCUGCAGCAAAAAGCCGCGGAAGUAAUGGCGGCGAUCGCCAUCUGGGAAUCGAAAUUGCGCGGUAUAGAAAUGGGCUUGGCGGAGAUUAACAAACGCGGAGGGUCAAUAAUCAAGGAGAACGUCGGUCCUCUUUACAAGCGGAAAGCUUUCGCGCCCAAAAUAAUCGUGAACCGUGACAUGGUGCAGCGGCCGUCGGCACUCGCCGUUGAUUCCUGGAGGGAUCACAUUAUCGCGACCUGUCCGGGAUCGGGACAGGUUGUCAUUCUCGACAGGAAGUUCAAACUUAUGCGGAGGAUUCGCCACCGAGAGAUGAUGGCGCCUCAAGGAGUCGCCUUCCUUCAGGAGAACGACGAGAUAUACGUGACAGAUAAAUGGAAGCACUGCAUCUUCGUGUUCAAUCACAACGGCAAGCUCGCUCGUCGCAUGUGCAGCAGAGGUCUAGGAGAAUCACAGCUGCGCUCGCCUGAAGGAAUCACCUUUCAUCCGGAGCGUAACGUGCUCUACGUCGCCGAUACCGGAAACGAUCGCAUCCAGAUCCUCGAGAAGGAUGGAUCAUAUCUGGACAGCAUCGGGCCCAUCGGCAAACGCGCGAAGAACGCUGCCAAGUUCUAUAAAACCGAUCCUAUUCCGAGCCAUCUGAAUCAACCGACGGACGUGGCCGUCACGACGACGCGCGUCGUCGUCGCCGAUUCUGGCAAUCACAAAAUUAAAAUAUUCGACCACGAGGGGCAAGUCCUUCAGACGAUCGGCGGUGUCGGCACGUCGAAAGGUCUUUUCAAAUCGCCGGAAGUGCUAAGAAUCGAUAAGAAGGGAAACAUUAUCGUCGGCGACGCCGGAAACGGCAGGGUGCAGAUCUUUUCGCCGGAAGGUGAGUUUCUGCGAAUGUUAGGCUCUAAAGGAACCAAGGAACGUCAGUUUGGUUGGGUAUCGGGCGUGUUGGUGACAAAUAGUUACGAUAUUUUUGUCGCUGACAGCAAGAAUAAUGUAAUUUAUUUAUUUUAA
This is a messenger RNA of Odontomachus brunneus, 2784 nucleotides long. Its product is annotated as RING finger protein nhl-1-like. Gene Ontology annotation, biological process: protein polyubiquitination; proteasome-mediated ubiquitin-dependent protein catabolic process. The coding region runs from base 859 to 2784 and encodes 641 amino acids. The record is from RefSeq and is a predicted model, not a curated record. The transcript is spliced from 11 exons. Gene Ontology annotation, molecular function: protein binding; ubiquitin protein ligase activity. Lineage: Eukaryota; Metazoa; Arthropoda; Insecta; Hymenoptera; Formicidae.